Drosophila guanche is the source of this 1749-nucleotide messenger RNA. It is a transcript of the gene Hsc70-5, whose product is annotated as heat shock 70 kDa protein cognate 5. The coding region runs from base 97 to 1257 and encodes 386 amino acids. The transcript is spliced from 6 exons. The record is from RefSeq and is a predicted model, not a curated record. Gene Ontology annotation, biological process: protein refolding; cellular response to unfolded protein. Gene Ontology annotation, cellular component: cytoplasm; mitochondrion. Gene Ontology annotation, molecular function: heat shock protein binding; ATP binding; ATP hydrolysis activity. Lineage: Eukaryota; Metazoa; Arthropoda; Insecta; Diptera; Drosophilidae.
ACGGGAAAUUGUACUUUUUCAUUUGACAACGUGCUCGCCGUUCUGACGAAAUUUUACUUUUUAAUUUGACACAGUGCAAUUAAGUAAAUACCGAAAAUGCUGCGUGUUUCCAAGUUGUUGCCUGGUCUUGUGCGCCAAGCCGGCGUUGUGCCCACAAAUGCAUCUGGUGCUUCUAGCAUGUUCCGCUGCCUGCCAGGUGCAAGCAAUGGACUGUGGGGCCAGCAGCGCUACAAGUCUGGCGAGGUCAAGGGUGCUGUCAUUGGCAUUGAUUUGGGCACCACCAAUUCCUGCCUGGCCGUCAUGGAGGGCAAGCAGGCAAAGGUCAUUGAGAAUGCCGAGGGAGCCCGCACCACGCCCUCCCACGUUGCCUUCACCAAGGAUGGCGAACGUCUCGUGGGCAUGCCCGCCAAGCGUCAAGCUGUGACCAACUCAGAAAACACUUUCUACGCCACAAAGCGCCUGAUUGGCAGACGUUUCGAUGAUCCUGAGGUGAAGAAGGACAUCAGCAAUCUGUCCUACAAGGUCGUCAAGGCCUCGAACGGAGAUGCCUGGGUCUCGUCCACCGAUGGCAAAGUGUACUCCCCCUCCCAGAUUGGCGCCUUCGUUCUGAUCAAGAUGAAGGAGACGGCCGAGGCAUACCUGAACACACCCGUCAAGAACGCCGUGGUGACUGUGCCAGCCUACUUCAACGACUCGCAGCGUCAGGCCACCAAGGAUGCUGGACAGAUUGCCGGUCUCAAUGUUUUGCGUGUGAUCAACGAGCCAACUGCUGCGGCGCUGGCUUACGGCAUGGACAAAACAGAGGAUAAAAUGGUCAUCCAGUCGAGCGGCGGUCUGAGCAAGGACGAAAUCGAGAACAUGAUCAAGAAGGCCGAGGAGUACGCCAGCGCCGACAAGAUCAAGCGCGAACUGAUCGAGAUCGUGAACCAGGGCGAGAGCAUAGUGCACGACACUGAGACCAAGAUGGAGGAAUUCAAGAGCCAGCUGCCCGCCGAGGAGUGCGAGAAGCUGAAGAAGGAGAUUGCCGAUCUGCGCACGUUGCUGGCCAACAAGGAAACAGCCGAUCUGGAGGAGGUCAGGAAGGCAACCAGCUCGCUGCAGCAGGCCUCACUGAAGCUCUUCGAGAUGGCCUACAAGAAGAUGUCCGCUGAGCGCGAGAGCAGUGCUGGUGCCGGAUCCACCGAAAGCGCUGGAUCCACCGAUAGCAGCAGUUCAGGCGAUGCAUCGGGCGAGAAGAAGAAGGAAGACAAGAACUAAAUUAGGCAACCAUAGUUAUAGUUGUUGUUCCCCCUAUUUAAUGAUAGCCCCUUUUGGAUUUCUAUUAAGUUUUACGUUUAACAUAACUACAUCAUAUUCCUUUUCCAAAUCACAAACCACAACCGGCAUUUACCCCCAACAAGUGAGACGAAAGCGACGAAACCCAGAAAAUGCCAUCCAUCGAUCGAUUGCAUAAAGUUUUUAUUGUUUAUUAUGGAAUCGAUCGAUGGUGCUGUCUGCGGCGGUGCUGUGUUCCCCGUAAGAUUUUGCUUAUAUUUACGUUUAUUCUAACUACCGUCUAGUUGUACGCUAACCGAUCACAGCACAAAACACGCGACAGUCUGGUAGGGUCAUAGGUCAUACUAUAAGCUACAUUUUGGUACGUUGGUUUCCAGUGGACAACCAACCGACAAGCGACACUGGGUAAAAGCAAAUUAAAUUUAAAUAUCGAUGUAAACAUAAAAUAAACAAACAAAACCAUACACACACAUA